AAAGAACUAACGGUUCUUUAGUAAAUUAUUAUCCAUUCCUUCUUCACAAAACAAAGAUAAAAAACCAGUAAGAAAAUGGCUACCAUUUCAACUGCAGUUCUCCUUUCUCCUCUUCAUUUCCUUCAAAAUUCAGACCCACCUUACAACCUCCUUCAAUCUCAACCAUCUCUUUCUCUACUCUCCAAUUGCAAAAACAUUCAAACCCUAAAACAAAUUCAUUCACAAAUUAUCAAAACAGGCCUCCACAAUACCCAAUUUGCUCUAAGUAAAAUCAUUGAAUUUUGUGCCAUAAAUCCCUCUGGAGAUCUGUCGUAUGCAGUUUCAAUAUUCAAGUCGAUUGAUAAUCCAAAUACUCUUAUUUGGAACACUCUAAUUAGAGGGCAUUCUUUGAGUUCUUACCCAAUUAAUGCUAUAGAUUUUUAUAUUCAAAUGCUCUUUUCUGAUGUUUGUCCAAAUUCUUAUACUUUUCCUUUUGUUUUGAAGAGUUGUGCAAAAUUGGGAAGUAGCCAUACAGGGAAACAAGUUCAUGGGCAUGUUUUGAAACUCGGGCUCGAUGCGGAUCCAUUUGUACAUACUUCUUUGAUCAAUAUGUAUGCGCAAAAUGGGGAUUUGAUUUGUGCACGACAAGUGUUCGAUAAAAGUUCUCUGAGAGAUCCUAUUUCUUAUACAGCACUUAUUACUGGGUAUUCAUCAAAGGGUUAUUUGGAGAAUGCACGUAAGGUUUUCGAUGAAAUGCCUGUUAAAGAUGUCGUAUCGUGGAAUGCCAUGAUUGCAGGAUAUGUUCAAAGCAAUCAAUUUGAUGAGUCUAUAGCGUUUUUUGAAGAGAUGUUAAGGGCAGAGGUUAUGCCUAAUGAGAGUACCAUGCUUAGUAUAGUUUCAGCUUGUGCUCAAUCGAGUAAACUUGAGUUUGGGAAGUGGGUUAGAUCUUGGAUUGACGCAAAUGGUUUUGGAACAAAUCUUAAAGUUGUUAAUGCGAUGAUUGAUAUGUAUGCAAAGUGUGGUGAUCCUACAACUGCUUGGAGUUUGUUCGAGGGAUUACCUCAAAAGGACUUGAUUUCAUGGAAUGUGAUGAUUGGUGGGUACACUCAUGGGAGCUUGUAUAAAGAUGCUUUAUGUUUGUUUAGAGAAAUGCUAGAACUUCAUGUUGUUCCAAAUGAUGUUACCUUCUUAAAUGUUCUUCCAGCUUGUGCUCAUUUAGGCGCUCUUGAUUAUGGAAAAUGGAUUCAUGCAUGUAUAGGCAGAAAUUUUAACCACUUAACUACGAACACUGCUCUGUUUACAAGCCUAAUUAACAUGUAUGCAAAAUGUGGUGAUAUAGAGGCCGCAAAACAGGUUUUUGAUAGCAUGGAAAGUAGAUCCCUAGCUUCAUGGAAUGCCAUGCUUUCUGGACUAGCCAUGCAUGGAGAUGCAACCCAUGCUAUUGAUCUUUUCUCGAGGAUGGUGAAUGAAGGAUUCAAACCGGAUGAUAUCACAUUUGUGGGUAUUUUAUCGGCUUGUACUCAAGCUGGUUUGGUAGAUCUUGGUCGUGAAUACUUCAAUUCUAUGGUCCAAGAUUAUAAAAUUCCGCCAAAGAUACAUCACUAUGGCUGCAUGAUUGAUCUACUUGCGCGAGCAGGGUUGUUUGAUGAAGCAGAAGCCCUUAUGGAUACUAUGCCAAUUGAACCAGAUGGUGCUAUAUGGGGUUCUCUUCUUGCAGCUUGUAAGCUCCACAAGAAGGUUGAAAUGGCUGAAAAAGUUGCCAAACGUCUUUUUGAACUAGAACCCAACAACCCUGGGCCUUAUGUCCUUCUGUCAAACGUGUAUGCUAAUGCAAGUAGAUGGGAUGAUGUAGCUAGAGUAAGAACGAGGCUAAACGACCUUGGAAUGAAGAAAGUUCCCGGCUGUACUUCAAUCGAAAUCAAUAGCAUUGUUCAUGAGUUUCUUGUGGGGGAUAAACUGCACCCACAAAGCGAAGCAAUAUAUGAGAUGGUGGAUGAAGUUGAUAGGCUUCUAUCCUUGAAUGGUCAUGUCCCUGAUACAUCUGAGGUGCUUUAUGACAUGGAUGAGGAAUGGAAAGAAGGGGCAUUAAGUCAUCAUAGUGAGAGGUUAGCAAUCGCCUAUGGGUUGAUUAGCACCAAACCAGGAACAACUAUCAGGAUUGUUAAGAACUUGAGGGUAUGUGGAAAUUGUCAUUCUGCUACAAAGCUCAUAUCAAAGAUUUUCAACAGGGAGAUAAUUGCCAGAGAUCGUAGUCGUUUCCAUCAUUUCAAAGAUGGGCAGUGUUCAUGUAUGGAUCAAUGGUGAAUACUCUCUUCCUUCUAAUAUGAUCUCAUCUUAUUUACACAGAAAUCAUGCUAACUAUCGCUGUACAUGUUACAGAAACUCUUCAUCUUAAUUGAAUAUAUGUUAAGUGGCUAAAAAUCUAGGGUUUAGGUUGUGCAUAAUAAAUUUUUGCACAUACAUAAUCAAAGUUUGAACAAUUGAAAAGCAUACAUGAACAAGAUGAUUGGGAGUUUGAAAAAUUCUUCAUAAAUCUACCCAAACAAGGGGAAGUCAAUUGUUAUUUUGAUGCUUGAGUACAAUUGUACAGAGAAUACAGGUGAAUACUUCUCACUAAUCUCAUUCAAAACCCCAAAAGUUUCUAUUGUUUAGUCACGCAUUCAAAUCUUCCCUUUUGUGACUCUGAAUCCUCACAUACAAUGAUCUUUAAACCCUAAAAGUUUCUUUGCUUAUUAAGAAUACAAUGGUAACAAGACCUAGAUAGUUUGUUAAGCCGGUGGCACGGGAUUCACCUCAAAAGGUGGCAGCUACGGUGGCAGCGGGUGCAGAGGCUGUUUUUCAGAAGUUGCACAGUACAACAAUAUGAAAGCAGCAAGUAACAAUAAUAGAUUGAGAAAAGGAUUGUGUAUUGAUUAAUCAAGCACUUCGAGUGGCUUUCACUCCAAAAUAGCUAAAGGCAUUACACAUCAAAAACAUAAACAUUACUCAUUACAAUCCCAGGUAUAUAAACUACUACUACUACUCAUCCUUGUCUCUCUAACAAUGGUAUAUUACCACUAAGGCACUACUCAAAAAGUACUACUAAAAAAGGAAAUACAGCUAUCCCUUGGUUUAUGCUAUCCUUGCUUUGUCCUUCUUGUCCCCUUCCUAGAGUAAGUGAUUCUCAAUUGUGGUCCCCCUUCUUGAUUCAUUACGUAGUUCUGCCCCGCCUCUUUCACUCAUUUUCUUAAGCCUCAUACGCUACUAUCUAGAAUAGUCGAAAUCGGACAUUGUGGAACAUAAUGUUGAUGUCGGCCCAUCAACUGUCGAUCUGACCAACAUAUAUACUGAAUCCUUAUUCCUUCACAACCACUAGACACCUUUAGUAACUUCACCAAUUCUUUUAUCAGACGGUCUCACCGUGAGACUUGCCAUGUACUUGGGUUAAUAGCCCAAUAAUAAAAACUUUUAGCAUAAUGGAUCUUUUGAAUAGACUCGUCUCACGGUAAAACGAUCUCAUACAAGAGGGGCUAUAGUAACUUUCAAUCUAUCCUUAUCAAGAAUUCACCCACCACCAUGCUAACCAUGGCACCUUAUUAUAACAUGCUCUUCUUAUCCGAAACAUGAUGAACAUUUGAUAAGGUUUGACCUAUGCCAUCAAACGUAUUUGUCCUAACUGCCCCAAUCCCCAGUAUUACUAACCAAAUUGUUGUCCAUUUGAACAACUACACCUUAACACAAUCAUGAGUAGAGAAUCAAGGCCUAUUGGUGUGAUAUUGAAAGAACAAUUCGAAUCAAGAUCCAUUGUUCAUUUGAGCUUUCCUUGUCUCAACAACCUCAAGAAGAAUUAGAUAACUAUCAUCAAUAUCAUUUUGAGCAACAACUGAUAAACUCCCAUAAGCACUACUAACAAUCUCCUUAACCUUAUCUUGCCUCCUAUUCGUGUAAACUUUGUUAAUGUGACCUCAAUUUUGGCAACUGUGACAAACAAUGUUUCCAUAUUACUUAAACAUAGACCUUGAUUCAGAAUUAUUUUUGGCUCUGCUUGAACUACCCUUCUCCUUUUGCCUACCCCUUUCUACAAGAUCCUCAUCAGUAACAUGUGAGUUGUCGUCAUUAUUAAUUAAUUCUAAAUCAACUCUGUUUGUAAUAAGGCCCAAUUGACUUCCUCAAGAGUUAUCUCAUCCCUAUUCCCUACCAUACUUAAUUGUUUCCAAUACUUAUCUUCGGAAGGUAAAGAACAUAACAAUUUAAUAGUUGAGUCCUCACCAUCCAGAGUAACAUCUAUAUUUUCAAAGUCCAUGACAAUAGAAUCAAACUCUGUCAAGAUGACAUUUCAAGGAUUUACCUUCCUCGAGUUUGAAGUCAUAGAGCUUGCUCUUCGAUAACAAUUGACUUCGUCAAGUAAAGCGAUUCUAACAUUGAUUAUAGCCCCGACGUUGUCUCCUCCUUUGCAACUUCCCUCGAUACCUCAUUUGAAAGAGUCGAUUGCAUUUAGGUGAGUCAUUUCAAGUCGAUCUCAUCGAAUUCCUCUUCCGACAUUGUUGAUGGUCUUCUAGUUUUUCCCAAGACUACCCUUCUCUAAGCCAUUUUGGACUAAUGACUCUUUCUUCAACUUCCACAACUGAAGUUGACAUUUUUAUCAAAUUUAUCAUUAUCAAACUUUGAUCUAGCCACGCUUAAAAAAUAUCGCAAACUUCUACAACUUUCAAGAAAUUUUAAUGAACCCAAUUGCAAUUCAACUACAAAUUGAAACUCUAAACCCCUACAACAAUUGCAAUCUUGCUCUUGAUACCAAUUUGUGAGGUCUAAGUGGCUAAUAAUUUAGGGUUCAAGUGUCCACAAUCAAUUUUGCACAUAUAUACUCAAUGCAUGAACAAUUGAAAAGCAUACAUGAACAAGAAUGUAUGAAAUUGAAGAAAAAAAGAAUAGAAUCAAGAACUCACCAUUUUGGAAGGUGAGAAAAUCCUUCAUGCAAAUCAAUGAAAGACUAUAAAACCAACCCAAAUUAGGGGAACUCAAAUGUAUUUAUGAUGCUUGAGUACAACUACAAGUGGGAAGUUCUCAUUAAUAUCACCCACUAAACCCAAGAAUGUCUAGUG
Amaranthus tricolor (Joseph's coat) is the source of this 5060-nucleotide messenger RNA. RefSeq names its product pentatricopeptide repeat-containing protein At1g08070, chloroplastic. NCBI's taxonomy places the organism in Eukaryota, Viridiplantae, Streptophyta, Magnoliopsida, Caryophyllales, Amaranthaceae. The coding region runs from base 76 to 2283 and encodes 735 amino acids. The record is from RefSeq and is a predicted model, not a curated record. Gene Ontology annotation, molecular function: protein binding; zinc ion binding; RNA binding. Gene Ontology annotation, biological process: RNA modification. The transcript has a single exon.